UGGUAUUUCCCGAAAGGUCAGAGGUUAUUUGUCCAUGUGAGCGUGACUGGCGUGUGGACCAAUAUUUUAUUUUACAUCUAGAGACCACUGCCUAUGAUGUGCACUGUUAAAUGGGUUUGUGAGCCAUACAGAGAGCAAUGGCUGUAACUUUUGAAUUUUGUAUAUUUCAAUAACAAGGAGAAUACCACGUCAAACUUAUAAUGCUAAAGGUUGUAGCGUUAGGUAAGCUACAUUUUGUGAAGACUUCGGUGAUGUGUAAUCGUAACCAGUGAAGAAAAAAUGUAUUUUCCUUUGUAUCGGCAAUUGGUUGAAUGAUUUCGGCUGACUGUUUGCACCGAAGAGUACUUGUAAUUUAAAAUCAGCAUUUGCUCCAGGACAUGCUAAAUUUGCUGCAGAUUAUUCAUGUUUUUACCAAGUCCACGAAUUGUCGUCAAGGAUCGAAAGUCAGAGGUUUUUCGUUUAAGGGUUGGUCUUCCAUUGUGAAAGUUUGCGCAGUUUUUAUUCGUCCGGCAAGAUGAAAAGAUCAGCAGAGGACAAUGGAGCGGAUGGUGAUGCCGAACGCGUAAAGAAGAAGCUGAAAGAAGAUGAGGAUGAAAGUCAAGAGAGGAAAGUUCCUAAGAGAAAAGUGGUAUUGCUAAUGGCGUAUUCUGGCAAAGGAUAUUACGGUAUGCAAAGAAAUCCAGGGUCUGCCCAGUUCAAAACCAUAGAAGAUGACCUAGUGACAGCCCUGUUGAAGGCUGGAUGCAUCCCAGAGAACCACAAAGAUGACAUGAAGAAAAUGUCUUUUCAGAGAUGUGCAAGAACUGAUAAGGGUGUUUCAGCUGCAGGUCAAGUGGUGUCUCUCAAGCUCUGGUUGAUCGAGGACAUCCUGAACAAGAUCAAUGCGGAGCUUCCGGCACAGAUCAGAGUGCUAGGAUACAAGAGAGUCACAGGUGGCUUCAACUCCAAAAACAACUGUGAUGCCAGGACCUACUUUUACAUGCUUCCCACCCUGGCCUUCUCACUAAAGGACCACAACCAGGAGGACACUUCCUUCCGAAUAGAGGCCUUCACAUUGGAAUGGGUGAAUCGCCUGUUUGCCCGCUACAAGGGCACCCAUAACUUCCACAACUACACCUCCCAAAAGGGCCCCAGGGACCCCAGCGCUAAGCGCUACAUCACUCACAUAUCUUGCGGCGAGCCCUUUAUGCGUCAGGGCGCUGAGUUCGCCGUCAUCACCGUGCGGGGCCAGAGUUUUAUGAUGCACCAGAUCCGCAAGAUGAUCGGCCUGGUGAUCGCCAUCGUGAAGGGCUAUGCCAGCGAGGAGGUGAUGGAGCGCAGUUGGGGGGAGGAGAAGGUGGAUGUGCCCAAAGCACCAGGUCUGGGGCUCGUGUUGGAGAAGGUGCACUUUGACCGCUACAACAAACGUUUUGGUGGGGACGGCCUCCAUGAGACACUGGAGUGGAAUGAGGAGGAGGGGGCCAUCACGGCCUUCAAGGAGGAACACAUCUUCCCCACCAUUGUGGAGACGGAGAGGGCCGAGAAGUCCAUGGUCAGUUGGAUGGCCACACUGCCUAUUCAUGACUUUGAGGGAACAGCAAUGGGAAAACAAGAAAAGCCGAGUGGAGAACAGGAUGAUGAUGGAAAUGGAUCCGAUUAAUUUCAACAAUCAUGACACAAACUUUUUUCUUUGCCUUCAAUUAGAUUGCAAGCAGUGCAGAGUAAAAUGGAAGAUUUGGUUGAGUUUAAGGAUUAUGUUUUGAAUAAAUUUUUAGUUUUAAACAAA
Clupea harengus (Atlantic herring) is the source of this 1765-nucleotide messenger RNA. It is a transcript of the gene pus1, whose product is annotated as pseudouridine synthase 1. The record is from RefSeq and is a predicted model, not a curated record. Gene Ontology annotation, biological process: tRNA pseudouridine synthesis; mRNA pseudouridine synthesis. Gene Ontology annotation, molecular function: pseudouridine synthase activity; RNA binding. Lineage: Eukaryota; Metazoa; Chordata; Actinopteri; Clupeiformes; Clupeidae. Gene Ontology annotation, cellular component: nucleus.